AUGAAGAAAAAACUUACGGCUAACCAUAAGAUCACUAAGGAUGCUAAGGAAACAGUUCAAGAACACGUAUCGGAGUUUAUCAACUUUAUCACUAGUGAGUAUGAUGGAGAGAGAAGAGGAAAUAGAGAGAAGAGGAAGACGAUCAAUGAAGAUGAUUUGAUUUGGGAAAUGGCUAUUUUAGGGUUUGAAGAUUAUAUUGAUGCUCUUAAGCUUUACUUGUCUAGAUAUAGAGAGAUGGAGGGUUUGAUACUAGCAAUUGUUGCAAGUCUAAUUCAGAUCUGUCUUGGAUCGAUUGAAAUUGGAGCUUUCUGCUUCUGCCCAAAUUGA
Impatiens glandulifera is the source of this 327-nucleotide messenger RNA. RefSeq names its product nuclear transcription factor Y subunit B-like. Gene Ontology annotation, biological process: regulation of transcription by RNA polymerase II. The coding region runs from base 1 to 327 and encodes 108 amino acids. Gene Ontology annotation, molecular function: DNA-binding transcription activator activity, RNA polymerase II-specific; protein heterodimerization activity; RNA polymerase II cis-regulatory region sequence-specific DNA binding. The transcript has 3 exons. Gene Ontology annotation, cellular component: CCAAT-binding factor complex. The record is from RefSeq and is a predicted model, not a curated record. NCBI's taxonomy places the organism in Eukaryota, Viridiplantae, Streptophyta, Magnoliopsida, Ericales, Balsaminaceae.